This is a messenger RNA of Prunus armeniaca (apricot), 852 nucleotides long. The record is from the annotation of a GenBank genome assembly. NCBI's taxonomy places the organism in Eukaryota, Viridiplantae, Streptophyta, Magnoliopsida, Rosales, Rosaceae.
AUGUUCAGAAACCAGUACGACACAGAUGUGACGACAUGGAGCCCAGCCGGGCGGCUUUUCCAGGUGGAGUACGCGAUGGAGGCCGUGAAGCAAGGCUCGGCGGCUAUUGGGCUCCGAUCCAAGACCCACGUGGUGCUUGCCUGUGUCAACAAGGCCAACUCCGAGCUUUCUUCUCAUCAGAAGAAGAUUUUCAAGGUCGACGACCACAUCGGCGUCGCCAUUGCCGGCCUCACCGCCGACGGUCGUGUCCUCUCUCGAUAUAUGCGAUCGGAGUGCAUCAACUACAACUACACUUAUGAAUCUCCGCUCCCUGUCGGACGACUGGUCGUUCAGCUUGCCGAUAAGGCUCAGGUCUGUACUCAACGCUCAUGGAAACGGCCAUACGGUGUUGGACUACUAGUAGGUGGUUUGGAUGAGUCUGGAGCACACCUAUAUUAUAACUGUCCGAGUGGAAACUACUUUGAAUACCAGGCUUUUGCAAUAGGAUCUCGCUCACAAGCUGCUAAGACAUACUUGGAACGCAGGUUUGAGAACUUCACGAACUCUUCACGGGAGGAUCUGAUCAAGGAUGCCCUCAUUGCGACAAGGGAAACCUUGCAGGGAGAAAAACUGAGAAGUUCCAUAUGCACAAUUGCUGUGGUAGGAGUCGAGGAGCCUUUCCAUAUAUUGGAUCAGGACACUGUUCAGAAGUUGAUUGAUGCAUUUGAGAUUGUGGGGCAGGACGAGCCUCCUGCUGCUGAACCCGAUGUUGCUACUGAGCCUGGAGCAGCUGCAGAAGAGGGAGCUGGUGCUGGUGAUGGUGCUGGCCAGGGUGCUGUUGCUGAACCAGAUGUAGCUCCAAUGGAUAUUUGA